Messenger RNA from Coccinella septempunctata (seven-spotted ladybird), 2400 nucleotides. RefSeq lists its product as uncharacterized. Lineage: Eukaryota; Metazoa; Arthropoda; Insecta; Coleoptera; Coccinellidae. The record is from RefSeq and is a predicted model, not a curated record. Gene Ontology annotation, biological process: regulation of transcription by RNA polymerase II. The transcript has 7 exons. The coding region runs from base 249 to 1853 and encodes 534 amino acids. Gene Ontology annotation, cellular component: nucleus. Gene Ontology annotation, molecular function: DNA-binding transcription factor activity, RNA polymerase II-specific; RNA polymerase II cis-regulatory region sequence-specific DNA binding.
UCAUGACUCACGGCCACAGGUUCCUAUCCUAUUAAUGAGUGAAACAACAGCAAAGUGGCAACUGGGUUCCUGACGUCAGUUAUUCCACGCUGGCUAUCGAAAUCCGAAAUCGGGAGCAUAUUGCGACUAUUAUGAGCAGAAAGUUCCUGUUAGGAAAUCUGGAGUGAAAAUGUUCGAUGUUAUGGCUAACUAGUAAAUACGUAUGUUAAGGUUGUGUCACAAAAGUGUUUUCGUUAGUGCAUUGGAAUAUGAGUUUCUACGACAUUUUGGGUAGCGAUGGGGAGCUGGAUUCAAAGUUAGACAUGGAUAACAUCGAUAUGUCCAUCGAUUAUAGUACGCCAGAGGAGUUAUUGUCAUCCGAAUUUUUUACCUCCUGCCAAUCGUUUGGAGAUCCUGUCUCUGCAGAACAAGGGAAAUGUCAAGAUGUAAUAAAUUUCGAGGACGAUAUAAAGUUCCUUAGUGAAAAUAGCUCCAGUCCAGAGGUAAUUUAUUCUCCAAGAAGUAUAGCUUCAGAAAGUGAAAAAAGCAGCAUUAUUGAGUCAGCAGAUGAAAGUGUUUCUUCUAUCGCAAAUCACCCUAUUGAAGAAACGGACGAAUCGCUAAUAAUGUCUUUCUUGGACCAAAAUGGAAGCAUCAAAAUUAUAAAUACUCCUAAUAAACCUACAAACCCAGUCAUAAAGCGAAAUAAAUUGACGAAAAUUGUGGUACAAACUCCUAAUAACAACAGAAAGAUUCUAGUUACAAAGCCUAUGCAUCCUAAUCAGAUGAAAACUACAAAUGUGAAAUCUAACAAAAAGAUACUCAAAGUACAUAAUAUCACCUCUAAUGGCCGUUCUGUACUCCUUCCCCUCCAUAUGAACUCUUUCAAAAUUCUGAAUGCCAGUGACUUGAAAACCGAAAACUUUAAAGUCACUUCUUCAACUGGCGAUAACACAUUUACACAAUGCAGAAUUAAACCACUCUCUCCUGAGUCUGAAGAUGAAGUUGAUAUAGUUUCAUCUACUGAAAGCCAACAUCCAGCACUGAAUCUUACAAAUGAAGAAAAAAGGCUUCUUUCUAAAGAAGGAAUCAAACUUCCAUCUCAUUAUCCACUAACUAAGAAUGAAGAGAGAGAAUUGAAGAGAAUAAGAAGAAAGAUUAGGAACAAAAUUUCUGCACAAGAUUCACGAAAACGUAAAAAGGAAUAUGUGGAUGGAUUAGAAGAAAGAGUCAAAAGGAGUUCUGAAGAGAAAAAAUUCCUGUUACACCGAAUAAAACAGCUUCAAAGACAAAACAACAAAUUAAUGUCUCACUUCUCCAAGCUGCAGGAGCUCCUUUUUAAAUCAUCAACAUCAAAGGCUACUCCAAGUACAUGUGUUAUGGUUGUUCUUCUGUCUGCCCUUUUGGUUUCUUUACCAAACAUUCGUUUGCCUCAAAAGGAAAUGAGUGAAGCUGAACAAGGUGCUCGGAGGGCCUUAUUGUCUAGUCAGAUAGACGAAGAUCUACACUUGGAUGAAUUUUUGAUUUUCAAGGAUGAUAUAGAAUUACCAUCUGAAAUGAUGGAAUCGGAAAAUAUUACUGAGAAGGAGUUGUCUACUUUGCUGAAUAGUGCAGAGAAAGGUUGGAAUGAGAAGAAGAGUAUUUUCAGUCAAGUUAUUGAGAAUGUAAGCAGGUGGCUUGGCAAGGAAAAAAAUUUGCCAUCAAAACCCAUUUUCGCUGAGCCAGACAUCGAUGAAGGGCCUCCACCGAAAAGAAUGCGUUUAGAUCUCAAUUUAGAUAGGUUUUCUUCUGUUGAUUUUGAAAAUACUCCUUUGGAUCCAAAGUUAGACAUGGUUGCAACGAUGUUCACGAUACAAGAUACCAAGAAAAAAUGAAUUUUUCUGAAAAAGUGCAAGUUUCAUGGAUUCUCCAAAAGAACUCUGAAACAGGAAUUUUUUCCAAACAAACCCUUUUAAGAACAUUAUAUUUCACAGAGUUUCAUUGAUAGUACAAUGUAAAUAAAUGAGAACUGUUUGUAGUGAGUUUAUUUGCAUGAUGUGAAGAAAAUUAUUUCCAAAUUAGAAUGUGUUACAUUCAAUUAGAGAAUUUUUACUAUUAUUAUAUUUUCAUAGUUUAUCGUUGAUUGCUUAGUAUGUUUAACUAUACUGUUCAUAAUAAUUUCUAUAUUUUAUUAUUGUUUUUGAGUGAUUUUAUGUUUGCAUUCCAAUUUUUAUCAUACGAUGAAUCAUUCAAAGUUGUCCUCUAUUUAUUAAGACUAUAUAUGUCGGGAAAAAAUUUACAUAUAAUUGCAAUGUUUUCAGUAGUUCUGUAAAGAAUUGAUGUACGAUGUAAUGAUUUGAGUUCUUCCCAUUCCCCAAUAAGCUCGAAAUUGUAGGCUCUUUUAAGGUUUGUGGAGAAUAACCAAUAAAGAAAUAAUAUAAA